This is a messenger RNA of Kogia breviceps (pygmy sperm whale), 1020 nucleotides long. Its product is annotated as homeobox protein ESX1-like. The record is from RefSeq and is a predicted model, not a curated record. Gene Ontology annotation, molecular function: DNA-binding transcription factor activity, RNA polymerase II-specific; RNA polymerase II transcription regulatory region sequence-specific DNA binding. Bases 1 to 1020 code for a protein of 339 amino acids. The transcript has 4 exons. NCBI's taxonomy places the organism in Eukaryota, Metazoa, Chordata, Mammalia, Artiodactyla, Physeteridae. Gene Ontology annotation, biological process: regulation of transcription by RNA polymerase II.
AUGGAGCGUCAGCCGCAGAGCAGCCACGAUGCCUGUGCCAACAUGGAGGCAGCCGUUGCCGGCCUCCUCAAGCUGGGGGUCGACGAUGAGCGGGAAGAAGCGCACGAGGUGAACCGCGCGGAGACCUCGCCUCCCUCAGAGGGGGGAGAGGGGCAGAAGGCCCAGUCCGAACCGGAAGGGCAAGAGGCGGGAGACGAAGGAGAAGGCAAGCAAGGCUGUGAUGUCAGCGUCGGAGCCGCCAGCCCUGAGGACGGCGAAGGCCGCGAGGCCGAGGCCGGGGCGGGCGGCGGCGAAGGCAAAGAGCAGGGUGGCGAGGAGCAGCCCCUGCGGGCCACCGUCGAGGGUCCCGAGGCCGCAGAUGGGCAGUGGCAGGUCCCGCAAGGCAGGUUUACGCAGGUGCAGAUGCAGUACCUGGAGCGCGUUUUCCAGCAUACUCCGUACCCCGACGCGCACACACGAACGGAGCUUGCAAGACGCCUGGGAGUGACUGAAGCCAGAGCGCGGGUUUGGUUUAAGCAUAGAAGGGCCAAAUGGCGGAGACAACACAGGGCAGUAAUGUUGAGAGACGUGCCCCCCGUGCCCCCGGUCCCCCCUGUUCUCGUUCGCUUUUGUGAACCCUGCAGUGCCUACCUGCCUCAGCAGAUGGAAUGGUUUUUCGUUGUUAUGGAGCCACAGCCACUGAACCUGGCCCUGCAACCCGGGCUGUCCUUGCCCCCCAGGCCACCCAUGCCACCUAUGCUGCCCCCUCCGCCUUUGCCACCCAUACCACCCGUGCCACCCCUGCCGCCCCCGCCACCCAUGCCACCCAUGCCUCCCGGCCCGCCUUUGCCACCCAGGCCACCCCUGCCGCCCGUGCCGCCCGAGCCUCUCGUGCCACCCAUACCCCCCAGGCCGCCCAUGCACCCCGUGCUGCCCUGGCCACCCGUUCCUCCUAUGAUGGUGCCCCCUCCUCCCUGGCUUUUUCCACACUUGCUUCACUGUAGGUGCCCUCAUGUGGCCUGGGAUGGUCCCUUACCAUGA